AAGCGGCGGUGACGUCACCGUAUUUUUCCAGACGAUGUAAACAAGAAAAGACAGUCGAGGACAAAACGGAUCAGAUGAGCCCGGUUCCUCUGCUCUAGGCGGCCGCCAUGGGGCUCCCCGUGACCAUUAAAGUCAACUUCCGCGGGAACGUGAAGAGGUUUCUGGCCCAGGACUUGGACAAGCUGGAGUGGGAGUCUGUUGAAGCCUGGAUCAAAGCGUCGUUUGGGAUCAACCACUUCCAGGUGAAAUACUUUGACGAGGACAACGAGGAGGUUUGCAUCAACAGUCAAGACGAGUAUGAAGAAGCCAUCAAGAGUGCAGAGCAGCAGGGGAACCAGCUCCACAUGAACGUGUACAAGAUGAAGGGGCAGGCCUGCGGCGGUCCGCUGAAGACGGAGGUGAAGGAGCUGAAGGGGGACCUGCGGCCCGCCCCGCCCUACCCGUCCCGGGUCAAGACGGUGGACAAAGGGACGCAGGUGACCCCGGAGCGCGAGGCGGUCGCCAUGAAGGACGGCCGGGCGGCCAAGCCCGAGGACGAGCCCCCUCCCAUGUGGUUCCGGUCCUACAUGGAGAAGUUCAAGGACGAGGUGGUGAAGGAGGUGGUGGAGAGGAUGUGCACGGACUUCUCGGGGCAGUGCUGCACGCACAAGGCGAGCGAGGGGCCGGGCGAGGCGAGCGAGGGGCCGGGCGAGGCGGCCGGCGGCGGCCCGCCGGGGCCCCGGCCCGGCCCCUCCGCCCCCCCCGGGUCCCUGGGGUACACCCCCAGCUGCAGCAGCUGCCACAAGCUGACGUCCGACGGAGCGUACAAGUGCAGCGUGUGUCCGUCCUGCAUCCUGUGCGAGACGUGCCGGCACAGCCACGACCCCAGCCACAGCCUGGUGAGAACCAAGACGCCGCUGUCCAUCCCCGAGCACGGCAUGUCGGGGGAGUCGAGGUUCCCGCGGCGAGGCGACCGGACGGUGCGCAAGGCGGAGCGGCAGCGUCUGAAGGCGGAGCGGCGGCAGCUCCGCGCCGAGGUGAAGGAGAUCAAGAAGAAGCUGCGGCUGGAGAAGAGGGGGCUGCAGUGGAGCGGGCCCCCCGCCUCCGGCCCCGCCGCCGCCACGGACACGGCCUCCGCCUCCACCCAGGCCCCCGCCCCGCCCCCUCCCGCCGCCUCAGACUCGGGCCCCGCCCCGGCCCCGGCCCCGGCCCCCGCCCCGGCCCCGGCCCCUGACCCCCAGGCCUCCAGUCCAGAGGGUCCCGGGGUCCGGCUCUCGUCCGGGGUGUCCUCUAUGGCCGCCUUGUUUCUGGACGAGAACCUGCCGGACGGCACCCGUCUGCAGCCCGGCGCCGCCUUCGUCAAGUACUGGAAGAUGAGGAACUCGGGCAGCGUCGGCUGGACCGCAGAGACCAAGCUGGUGUUCAUGUGGGGGAACCUGGGCCUGGCGUCGGAGGAGAGGCGGGAGGUGGCGGUGCCGCCGCUGCGGCCGGGCCAGGUGGGCGUGGUCAGCGUGGCGCUGGCGGCGCCGCGGGCGGAGGGCAGCUACACCUCCCACUGGCGCCUGGCGCACCGCGGCCGCCAGUUCGGCCCCCGGGUGUGGUGCAGCGUCGUGGUCGACCCCGCCGCCGGCCGCCGCCGCCCCGGGCCCGCCGGAGAACCACGGAAGGAGGAGGAGGAGUUCAGGACGGAGGACGGCGACCCCGGCCUGUUGGCGGACUUCCAGCACGGCGACCUCUUCUUCCCCUCCGACGACCUUCUGACCCCGCAGGACCUGCUGUCCUUCCAGCUGCUGGACAUCAAUAUAGUUCAGGAGCUGGACAAGGUUCCCAACAACACCCCUGCUGAUCUGACUCCCUGCAUGUCUCCUCUUCCUCCCGACGCGGCGGCGGCGGCGCCGGACCGGGGCGGCGGCCCGCGGGCCAAACCGGACGGCGAGGCGUCCGGAGUGAGGACGCUGUUCGGCCUGAAGCCGCGGGCUCCCAGGGAGGCCACGGAGCCGCCGGCGCCAGACGACGAGCGGGAGGACGAGAUCAGCGGCGCUCAGUUCCUGUGUGAGACGGUGAUCCGGUCCCUGGCCCUGGACCAGGAGCCGGACCACCGGCCGGUCCGCCGGGCGCCCCGGGCGCCCCGGGCGGAGGCGGAGAACAGGCAGGACGGCAGCGGAGAGGCGUCGCCCGGCAGGCCGGACCUGCAGCCCGGGUCAGAGGUCAGCCAGCAGCUGGAGGACACGUCCCAUGAUGCACCAGGAGAGCCGGCAGCCAGACCAGACGACUGGGACGAGGUCAGCAGUCAGUCGUCCUCCUCGUCCUCCAGUGAGGACUACAUCAUCGUCCUCCCGGACUGUUUUGACACCACCCGUCCUCUGGGGGAGUCCAUGUACAGCUCCGCCCUGUCGCAGCCAGACGCCGCCGCCGCCGCCAGGCCGAGCGAGGAGGAGCGGCAGGAGUCCGGGUCCCAGGAGGAGGCGCUGAGGGAGGAGCCUGUCCCCCCCGUCCCCCCUGUCUCCCCCGUCCCCCCUGUCCACGGCAGCGUCAGCCACAUGCUGUGCGCUUCCCAGACUCUGGACGCCGUCACCCUCACCCCCGAGGUGGUGCCUCCGCCCGCCCUGCCCCGCCCCCUGCUGCCUCCGCCCGCCCUGCCCCGCCCCCUGCUGCCUCCGCCCGCCCUGCCCCGCCCCCUGCUGCCUCCGCCCGCCCUCUACUCCCCCAGGUCCGAGGCUCUGUACUUGGCUGAGGAUCCCGGUCCUCCAGCCUGUGAUCCGGACCAGCCCCAGGAGCCCCGAGUCCACCUGAACCUGUCGGGUCUGUCCAGGUCUGCAGGGUCCUGCUCCAGUGCCUUCGAGACCUACACCCCCCGACCGGGCGCCGCCCUGCAGGCCAGCAGGGGCCAGGGGGGCCUGACGGAGGGCCUGGUCAAGGGGGCGCUGUCGGUGGCGGCGUCGGCCUACAAAGCCCUGUUCACCGGACCCGGACCCGGCUGCUCGGUCCAGCGCGGCGUGGACCCGGCGGCCCGGCGGGACCCGGCGGCCCGGCAGGACCCGGCCCUGAUGGCGGUGCUGCUGGAGAUGGGCUUCAGAGACCAGCGGCUGAACCAGCAGCUGCUGAGGAAGCACGGAUACAGCCUGCUGCACACCGUCAACGAGCUGGUCCAGCGGGCCGAGGACCGGGACCGGGACCGGGACCGGGACCGGGACCACAAGAGCCAGAGCCGCACCCAGAACCCGGCCCUGGACGCCCUGCACUGAGUCCUCAUCUGCUGACUCCGCUUCUCUGCUGACUCCGCCCCUCCUCUGCUGACUCCGCCCCUCCUCUCCGACCCCGCCCCUCCUCUGCUGACUCCGCCCCUCCUCCCCUGAUUGGACCAUCUUCCAGCAGAAGCUCCUGAAAAGGUCGGGGGUCAGACUGAGGUCUCCAGCAGCAGGUGGAACCUCUUUCCGGGUUCUGAGUGGAAGAACACCUGGAACCUCGAACACACCUGGACACAUCCUCCUGACAGAGCUUCAGAACCCUGAUCUGGAGGUCAAAGGUCACGCUGGUCCUGGUGUUCCUGUGUUCUGUGGAGAACCGUUCCUUUAACUGUUGGAAUGUUCCGAGUUCUCGCGGUUGCUCCGCCCUCCAGGAGACACACCUGCACCACAGGUGGAGCGACUCCUCCCGGCCCGCAGCACAGUGCGCAGUUCAUGACCUCUGACCUCUGACCCCCCGACCCCCGCCUGCUUCCUCCCCAUCAACACUAAUUCAGCACAUUCCUCCUUCCUUUAGAAAAACCUGUGUGUGUGUGUGUGUGUGUGUGUGUGUGUGUGUGUGUGUGUGUGUGUGUGUGUGUGUGUGUGUGUGUGUGUGUGUGUGUGUGUGUGUGUGUUGUGUGUGUUCCUCUUCUCUGAAUCAUUAGUUGACCUUCGGUCUGCAGAGCUGAUCAGUCCUGAAGCCUCCGUCAAUAAAGUCUUUGCACAUCAGUCCUCUGGGUUCUGUCCUCUGGGUCCCUGUCCUCUGGGUUCUGUCCUCUGGGUCCCUGUCCUCUGGGUUCUGUCCUCUGGGGUUCUGUCCUCUGGGGUUCUGUCCUCUGGGGUUCUGUCCUCUGGGUUCUGUCCUCUGUGGUUCUGUCCUCUGGGUCCCUGUCCUCUGGGUUCUGUCCUCUGGGGUUCUGUCCUCUGGGUCCCUGUCCUCUGGGGUUCUGUCCUCUGUGCGGAGCCGGACCUGGAGAACCUGCCCCCCUGGAGGACCUGAAGCGUCCCACCAGGGGACGUUUGCUCUGAGCCUGAACCGAGACGGAGGACAGAGGACGGAGACCACAGCAGGGGACGAAGCGUGGAGCUGCAAAACACGAAACCAGUCCAUAUCCCAGCAUGCACCGGGGCUGCUCCAUGUCCCAGCAUUAUUAUUUUUUAUUUUUAUAACAAUUGUAGAACACACACACACACAGCACACACACAGCACACACACCACACACACACAGCACACACACACACAGCACACACACACACACGUCAUUAGCUUGAGGACGCGGUCUUGUCGCGGGGACAGAGGGUGAAGCUGAGUUUUCUGCUCAUUUCCUUCUGGUUUCCUGGUUUUUCACUCGGAACACCUGCUGUGUUUGUUUCGGCGUCACAUGACCCUGAUCAGCUGACGGUGUGUGAACGCACCUAAUAUUUGAAACCGGAUGUAAUGUGAUUGGUCUCGCCCGCCACGUGACCCGACAGAGGAGGCGCUGUGAUAGGGCGAUUUAUGCAAAACUUUAACUCGUAAUAUAAAGUCAACAGAUGAUUUGUGUGAAAACCAGAGUGAAGCAGCAGGUUGUAGAAACCAGAGACAGAGACCAGGACCCGUCCUGAAACCGGAGCUUUACAUGUUUAUUUGCACUCUGAAUAUCGGCGUUUUUGAAUGGUUCCAAUGAGACCGGG
Molecule: messenger RNA, 4880 nt
Organism: Salarias fasciatus (jewelled blenny)
Lineage: Eukaryota; Metazoa; Chordata; Actinopteri; Blenniiformes; Blenniidae
Gene: nbr1a
Product: NBR1 autophagy cargo receptor a
Exons: 21
Coding region: 108-3224 (1038 amino acids)
Biological process (GO): macroautophagy
Cellular component (GO): phagophore assembly site
Molecular function (GO): ubiquitin binding
Source: RefSeq, a predicted model, not a curated record